Molecule: messenger RNA, 348 nt
Organism: Fulmarus glacialis (Northern fulmar)
Lineage: Eukaryota; Metazoa; Chordata; Aves; Procellariiformes; Procellariidae
Gene: RIDA
Product: heat-responsive protein 12
Exons: 5
Coding region: 25-348 (107 amino acids)
Cellular component (GO): cytosol
Molecular function (GO): deaminase activity
Source: RefSeq, a predicted model, not a curated record
CAAGCAGUGCUGGUAGACCGGACGAUGUACAUUGCAGGACAGAUAGGUAUAGAACCUUCCACUGGGCAGCUUGUCUCUGGAGGGGCAAAGGAAGAAGCUAAGCAGGCUCUAAAAAACAUGGGAGAAAUCCUGAAAGCUGCAGGCUGUGACUAUGGCAAUGUUGUGAAGACUACGGUUUUGAUGGCAGACAUGAAGGACUUCAAUGACAUUAAUGAUAUUUACAAACAAUUUUUCAAGACAAACUUCCCAGCCAGAGCAGCCUAUCAGGUUGCCGCUUUGCCAAAAGGUGCCCGAGUUGAGAUUGAAGCUGUUGCCAUUCAGGGUCCCCUGCAAGAUGCUUCAGCCUGA